Molecule: messenger RNA, 3008 nt
Organism: Petromyzon marinus (sea lamprey)
Lineage: Eukaryota; Metazoa; Chordata; Hyperoartia; Petromyzontiformes; Petromyzontidae
Product: basigin-like
Biological process (GO): cell-cell adhesion
Cellular component (GO): cell-cell junction; plasma membrane
Molecular function (GO): cell adhesion molecule binding
Source: RefSeq, a predicted model, not a curated record
CCCUCCCUCUCGAACCCCCGGACCCCACGCGCCGCCGAGCUGCACUCGCAGAGACGCGCGGUACCGGAGCGGCUCCCUUUGGACCGAGACGAUGGCGCGAAGCAGCAGCAGCAGCAGCCACCGCCUCCACAUCCUCCUUCUGUCCCUGGUGAUCACACUCGUGGCCUGGUCCACGGAGGGGCAGUCCUCAGCCGGCUUCGUGAGAUCCCCGCUGUCCCAGUCGCUGCUGCUAGGGGGGACCACGACCCUGCACUGCGAGGUGGUUGGAGUCCCGACCCCAGAGGUUCAGUGGUGGUUCGCCCCGGCCCAGCGGGACAUGAUCAAUGAAGAUGAUGAUGGUGGUGGUAGUGAUGAUGAUGAUGAAGAUGUUGACAACGAUGAAGAUGACGACGACGGUGAUGGCGAUGAAUCUGAUGACGAUAAUGACGUUGAUGGAGAAAAAGCUCUCGGAAGAGAAGCCACCACGGUGACCCAGCAAGAAGAUAUUGCGUCGUCAUCUUCAGCGUCGUCACCUUCAGCGUCGUCACCUUCAGCGUCGUCAUCGUCGCUGCCGCUCAUCCCCUGGCUCUCCGUGACGGACGUCGACCGCGACCCCAGCGAGUUGGGCCCACCGGGGCUUCCGGACCCCCGGGGGGCCGCGGGUGGUCGCCGCCGCCCCCGGCAACGCCACCACGGCCGGACCUUCUCGCAGCUGUGGGACGGAGACCGCGGGGGCCUCGUGUCGCUGGCGACCGCGUACGGUCCCCGCGGCGCGCAGAGCGGCCUCACCCUGCGGGGGCUCGCACAUCGCCACGCGGGUACCUACGAGUGCCGCGCCAGCAACGCGCCCAGGAGGAACCGCCCGCGCGGGGCCGGGACGGGCGCCCGCGGCGGAGAGACCCUCCCCAUCCCGAGAUGGGUGCGAGCGCAGGCGGCCAUCGGCAUCAUCGCCCACCCCGAGAUCAGGACGUCCCCCGCGGUGCAGCUGUCCGGCCAGGAUCAACGUCCCGUGAGCCUGCGCUGCGAGCUGUCCGCGGCCGCGGGGCUCCGCGUGCUGGGCCACGCGUGGCUCAAGGACGGGAGGGCCCUGCCGGGCAGCGAGGACGACUCAGCCAGCCUCACCACCACGUACAGCAUCGAGGUGACGCACUACAGUGCCUCGGGCCUCUACACGUGCGCCUUCCACACCGAGCCACCCGUCAACAGCUCCAUCGCCGUCAAUGCGCCGUUGGUGGUGGAGGCGCCUCGCGCAUCGGAGAGCGCGGACGAGGGGGGCUCCGUGUCCCUGCGCUGUGACGCGCGCACCUACCCACCCCCCGCCACGUGGACCUGGCACCACCAGCAGCACGACGGCACCAUGCAGGUGAUCGGCUCUGUGCGGGACGGGGGGGAGGUUGGUGAGGACUCGGGUACGGGAGACGCGGAGACGGGCCGCGCCGUGGUGGUGGUGUUGAAUGGGGGGCGCCGCUCGGAGCUUCGCCUGGGCCCCCCACUCGUGUCGAGUCGGGACUCGGGGCUGUACGUGUGCAACGCGACUGUGGCCGCGCGGCUCGCUGCCGGUGUGGCGGAGGAGGAGGAGGAGGAGGGGGGGGUCACGGAUGAGGGCCCCGCGUGGGGGUCCGGGCAGGUGUCGCUGCGCGUCAGGGCCCGCCUGGCCGCGCUGUGGCCCUUCCUGGGCAUUGUGGCAGAAGUGGUGCUGCUCACAGGCGCCAUCCUGGUGUACGAGCGCAGGCAGGUGGCCAGGAAGAGGCUCGCCAACGGGGCCGAUGAUGACCCUGUGGCAGCACGAGUUCCCCAGGCGCUUACCGCGGUGAUCAAAAACCUCGACGCUGACGAAAUGAAAAGCGGCGCUGACGCUAGGCACGACUCGGCACUGAGACAGCGCCCCUCGCAGUGAUGCGGUCCCCGUCGUUCCGUUCCAGCCCCGCGACGAGGAGCCUCGAACUCACAGUCGCGUCAAAGCAAAUAUAGACCAAGAAUCACAACAACAGCAACAACAAUAGCAGCAAUUAACGGAUCCGUAUGCGCGUGUGAAAGCUGGGUCACGUGACGUGAGCAGGCUCGUCGCACGAGGGAACAAUCAGCGGGCCCGUAACCGCACCCCGCGAACCGGCCAAGCGCAAGCUUCGGUGAAACCCGAGUGCUCGAUUACUUUACUACAGCUUAAUUGACAAGGUGAUUUAGCGCUAUUUAAUUAAUUAGGGGCCGCCAUUUCCUCCGAGUGUGAAUUGUGACUGGAACUUGCCCCUCUCGGAGUCGAGCCAACCGGGCCCCACCGCGUGCCCGAGACGUAGAGUCGCGCAACGGAGAGGCCACCUCUCAUCGAAACUCCACGUGGCGUUCAUUGGCUCGCGUUUAAUUCCGACCAUCACCCCCUCCCCUACCCAUCCACUCACACCAAUCAAUUCCCCCCCCCCACCCUCCAGCACCACCACCACCACCACGUCCCACAAACUGGCGCAGUUCGGUGGCGUGAUAAGCCGCUGUUUGUGAUGCGGGCCCGACACCCGAUACACGCGCGCGCGACUCUUCCCGAAUGAGACGCAAAGUGACUUUCACUUGCGCGCCAGCCGCGUCGUCGCCGUAUCGACGCUCGUGUUAAGAUGAAAUGCGACCGCGUGCUCGUGCAGACGAGGCACAGAGACAACGACCCCCCCAGCCCCCCAGGUAGCCUUUGACAGGGCAAGUGCUGUUAGUGAGUAGCACCUAUAAGGGCACGGCGCGGCACAAGAGGAGGGGGGGGGGGGGUCUAUGGUCAGCACUACGCCGCGCCGCCUUUGUCUCCCCAGUGCUGAUAUUUACACACCGCACCAGGUACUCAUUUAAUGAUGAGGCGACCUAGGGGUGGCCCGGGACCGGUUCGAAUAUUCGGCACUGGUGAGUGAGCCCGGGUCGUAACGAAGUGAAACUCAGCGCUGCACCACCGCUUCCGUGCAACAACAACAACAACCGCCAUCCGCGGUUAUAUUGCUUGUGCCAGGCUAGGUGCACCUUGAGGCCGUCACAUGAAAUGUCGAAGGCUCGUUGGU